AUGGACAAAGAUCUAGAAGCUGAAAUAUCAUCUGCAAUAGCUCAGCUAGACAAGCUUAGCAUCAAAUCAUCAGAAAGUGGUUUAAGUGAAGAUACCUGUUGGGAAAUUUUUGGAGGACCUUGUCCAGAGAGCCUCAAGAAAAAGAAAAAGACAUUGGAAGAAUAUGCAAGUUGGGUAAUUGUUGAAGCAGAGCCUGAAGUUAAUAAUAAUACUACAGAUAAUAACAAAAAACGUGAGUCAGCAUCAGAGAAUCAACAAACUCCAAACACCUUGGAAAAAAGCAGUGAUGAUAAUAAUAGAGAAAAAAUCGAAGAACUGCAUGAAACAGUACUCAAAAAUCACAAAAAAAUAAAUGCUUCGAAAGCACAUCAUAAAAUUUUCAAUCCAGAUACACGGUCAGAGUCAAAAGAGCUAUUGAGACCAAAACUAGCAGCCAGUUCCGGAUUUGAACAUAAAAUUGAUACAUUUAUACAGAAAACACCUAGUUCUGAAGAAAAAGUUAUUGGAAUAGUAAAUUAUGAGUCGGAAAAUGCGCAGAAAUUUUCUACAGUAGGGACACAACAAGAUUUCACCAGUUCAAAAGGAGGUCAAACUGAACCAAGUGAUAAACAAAAUGAUGUAGGAACAAUGACAGUUAUUGAUGAUAAAAAGCUGGGCACCGACAAAAGCAUACAAACAUCAGACAGGCCAUUAGGCAGGUCAUCGACUUCCUCAUCUGCUAGAUCAUGUUUUAGCACAACCUCGUCUACAUUCGACGAAACUGAUUCAUCAGCUACUGAUAGUUUGGAAGAAAUAAAUAAACCUUGCUAUCGAUGUCGUCAAACUAAUAAGUCAUUUGAAUGUAUGAAAAAACCGUGCAGUUUCCACUAUAGAAAUUUAGUUAAAGAACUAAAAAGAAAAUUGGAAUUCAAAGAUUCUAAGAAAAAAUUUAAAAUAUCUAAUUUUCAAGGUAAUAAUAAUUCAGAUGAUACUAAAUGUAAUAAAAGACUACAGACUUCACCAAUAAAUUUACAAGAAGGAUUUCGAAAUCCAUAUAAAGUUAACAACGAAUUUAGUUUCUGUCAUAGUAAAAACUUACCAGUUGCAAAAGAUAGCAAUUAUGCAAUAAUUAUUAAUGCAAAGAAGAAAAAAAUUGUCAACAAUGCUUGUCAAUAUUAUGAGCCAAGAUGUCAAAAAUCAUCUGAAUCUGAUGCUGAUUGUGAUAAAUUUUGGAAAAAAACUCUUACAAAUAAACCAACUCUCUGCGAGACUUUAAAAACAACGCUAGAAAAAAGAAAUAGAGUGAAACAAGUGGUUGAUAAAUUUGAAGAGCAAAAAGCAGAUUUUGUUAGUUUGUGUUUACCAUGUAUGUCUCAUUUUCCCUCAAAAAAAGUUCCCAAGAUUUGUACAUGCUGUGGUAAAGGUAAGACAUAAAGAAUUUCCAAGUCUAGCAUCCAUUUUUACUACUCAUAAUGAAAAAC
Molecule: messenger RNA, 1460 nt
Organism: Ceutorhynchus assimilis (cabbage seed weevil)
Lineage: Eukaryota; Metazoa; Arthropoda; Insecta; Coleoptera; Curculionidae
Source: the annotation of a GenBank genome assembly